Daldinia vernicosa is the source of this 1508-nucleotide messenger RNA. RefSeq names its product histone-fold-containing protein. NCBI's taxonomy places the organism in Eukaryota, Fungi, Ascomycota, Sordariomycetes, Xylariales, Hypoxylaceae. Gene Ontology annotation, cellular component: nucleus; CCAAT-binding factor complex. Gene Ontology annotation, biological process: regulation of DNA-templated transcription. The transcript is spliced from 3 exons. The record is from RefSeq and is a predicted model, not a curated record. Bases 548 to 1357 code for a protein of 269 amino acids. Gene Ontology annotation, molecular function: protein heterodimerization activity; DNA binding; DNA-binding transcription activator activity, RNA polymerase II-specific.
AAAAAAAAAAAGCCGUUCCUCGACCAAAAUCGCACAAACAGCUUUCCGCUUUCCUAAAGCCAAACGAUCGCCCAAUCAAUCAUCUCGUCUCCUCGAACCUAGUCACUCUCCUAGUCACCUCCCGACCCCCAACCUCCCGUCGGGCCAAUCAAUCUUUCCAAUCCAAGGGUCUAACUUGGAAAUACCUACUGUACCAAAAAGCCUAUUUGUUACAUCACCACGCGCACCAAAGCUUCAAUCUGGGGCUCUGUGUAAACAACACAAACAAGCCCUCUAAUUUUUUUUCUCCGCCGUCGGGAGCCUAUCUACGCACGGUGAUACUUACGAACGUUCUCGGCAAGCGAAAAAGGACCAAUCGAUAAAAUUCACUACUGCCUUUACGGUCGUGCGCGUGCGUGCAAUACCAUCGCGCAAGACUCUCGUUUGCCCUGUCAGCUCCGGUCAAGUCUUGUGUUUAUUUCGCGCGCCGUUUGAAAUACUCGACGUAUUUCUACCUGCGCACUCGAGGUUGUAAGACCAAUUGCGCAAUUUCCUCAAACAAAAUACCAUGGAUCAGUCUUCGUCAAAUCACCCUCAGUCGUCGAGGGGAGGCGGUGGAGGGGCCGGUGUAUAUGAUAUAGCCCAUGGAGGUCACUAUGGUGCCAGUGCAGCACUCGCAAAUUCUGGCUUCGCACCCGCCGAGCUCUACACGGGACCUUGGGCCAAUGUUCACCAGGGUCUACACGGCCAAUACAAGGAUAUUCUCACAACCUACUGGCAAAAUACCAUCAACCACCUCGAGUCAGACCAACAUGACUACAAGCUCCAUCAAUUACCCCUCGCUCGAAUUAAGAAGGUCAUGAAGGCUGAUCCCGAGGUCAAGAUGAUCUCUGCCGAAGCCCCCAUCCUAUUCGCGAAGGGGUGCGAUAUAUUCAUCACCGAGCUAACGAUGCGGGCGUGGAUUCAUGCCGAAGAAAAUAAGAGACGAACAUUGCAGCGAUCCGAUAUCGCCUCUGCUCUCGCUAAGAGCGACAUGUUCGACUUCUUAAUCGACAUCGUUCCGCGCGAAGAGGCGAGUCACGCUAAGCGCGCUAACCCCGCCCAAGCGCAGCAGUCUCAAGGUGGUGUGCCGCCCGCAGCAGCUGGUAAUCAAAUGCCGGGCUCGCACGGGAUGCCUGGAGCCGCCAACCACAUGGCACCAGGCGACUACGGCAUGGGCAGCCAUGCCAUGGGCUCUGAUCAAGAAUACCGCGGCCCACCCAUGUACAACCAAGUCCAAGCCGGCCCCGGCGGUCCCUAUAGCCAACAACCACCCCAAGCCAUGUACGGGGACAUGGAGGGUAUGUACGGCUACCCAGGCAUGCCCCAGCAGCCAUAGGAGGAUAGCAGGGCACUCCAAGUGAUGUAUAAUCAGGUGACGAUUAACCAAGUUUACAAUGAGCCCUAGGAUGGUGAAUUUCGAAACGCGGGAUCUCGAGAAAUAUAUCCAAAUUAUUACUACUUAGGAGAAAGAGAAGGGAAUAGGACCA